ACAAGUCCCUUUCGCUCUUUAAAAUCUGAACUCUUUCUCUAAACUCUUAUGGUUUUCUUGAAAAUGAUUUUUUUUAUAUAAUUGAUUAACGUAAAUCGCAGCGACACAGCUUCCUUAUAUUCAUUUACAUUUGUCUCUGUGUUUAAGGUCUAACAUGCAAAGACUGUAGAGACAGAGUUGAUUGACAAAUAACUCUGAAACAGAGUGAUUGGAAACUCAAAAAACAGAGUACCCACUGAGAAAAUGAAAAACGAAGAGCAAGCUCGAUCUCUCCUCGGAAUCUCGCUCUCUAACAGACCCAUGUGGCAACAAUUUCUCAUCUGCUCUUCUGGGUUCUUCUUCGGUUACCUUGUCAAUGGCGUCUGUGAGGAAUAUGUGUAUAAUAGGCUCCAAUUCAGCUAUGGUUGGUACUUCACAUUUGUUCAAGGAUGGGUUUAUGUUUUGUUGAUUUACUUACAAGGCUUCACCACCAAGCAAAUGGUGAACCCAUGGAAGACUUACGUGAAGCUCUCUGCGGUGCUUAUGGGUUCGCAUGGACUUACUAAAGGUUCUUUGGCUUUUCUUAAUUACCCGGCGCAACUUAUGUUUAAAUCAACCAAGAUUCUUCCGGUGAUGAUAAUGGGUGCUUUCAUACCCGGUUUGAGACGGAAAUACCCUCUUCACGAAUACUUAUCAGCCGUUCUUUUAGUAGUGGGUUUGAUCCUUUUCACUUUAGCUGAUGCACAUACUUCACCAAACUUUAGCUUGAUUGGCGUUCUAAUGGUGUCUAGCGCUCUAGUAAUGGACGCCUUUUUGGGCAAUCUACAAGAAGCAAUCUUUACCAUGAAUCCCGAAACAACACAGACGGAGAUGCUCUUUUGCUCGACUUUGGUUGGUAUGCCAUUCUUGAUUCCACCCAUGCUUUUAACAGGAGAAUUAUUCAAAGCAUGGAGUUCAUGUUCUCAGCAUCCUUAUGUGUACGGCGUGUUGGUCUUCGAAGCAAUGGCGACAUUUGUUGGCCAAGUGUCUGUCCUUUCCCUCAUUGCGAUUUUUGGUGCUGCCACUACUGCAAUGGUGACAACGGCAAGAAAGGCGGUGACACUACUGCUAUCAUACUUGAUAUUUACGAAGCCAUUAACCGAACAACAUGGGACUGGACUUUUGCUAAUAUCCAUGGGAAUUGUAUUGAAGCUUUUGCCAGAUAACAAACCACCCAAAAGAGCCCCAGCCUCAUCUUCCAUGGCCAAGAUCGAAACGCCGGCUUAUAGCGAAGAGAAUAGAACUCGAUUUGAAAAUGAAGAGAACAGGCCCUUGGUUUGAAAAUAUAAGAGGUGCUUUAAUUGUAAUUUCUAAUUUUCUCAUCUAAUGUACUGGCCUUCAAAGGUAUUAUAUUAUCUUGAAGUACAAAAAUUAAUAAGAUAUUUGAAGGAUUUUCCCCCCCUUUUCUUGCCUUUUCUUGUUAGGGAUAGGCUUUUUUGAAGUAGUUGUAAUAUGGGCCUUUUGUCUGGAAUGAAAAAUGAUUCUAGAGUUUUUUUGUGGCUUGAUAAA
Messenger RNA from Camellia sinensis, 1527 nucleotides. Its product is annotated as UDP-galactose/UDP-glucose transporter 4. Gene Ontology annotation, biological process: 3'-phosphoadenosine 5'-phosphosulfate transport; transmembrane transport. Gene Ontology annotation, cellular component: Golgi membrane; endoplasmic reticulum membrane. NCBI's taxonomy places the organism in Eukaryota, Viridiplantae, Streptophyta, Magnoliopsida, Ericales, Theaceae. The record is from RefSeq and is a predicted model, not a curated record. Gene Ontology annotation, molecular function: 3'-phosphoadenosine 5'-phosphosulfate transmembrane transporter activity.